GGCGGUGAUGAAGAGGAGGAGCAGCUGGUCUCGGUUCAAUCUGUCGCAACGUUUUCUUCUCUUUGUUUCACAUGAAAAGUUCUGAUGAGCAAACUGGCCGCGUCACACGGGACUAGAACCGGAUCAGUACCGGAUUAGACCCGGGUGGGAACUGGGAGCAGCAGGACCAGGACCAGGACCCGGAGCAGCAGGACCCGGAGCCGGAGCAGGGAGGAGGACUUUUCUGGGAGUUUGGAUCAGGAUCAGGAUCCAGAUCAUGGGUCAAUAGGACGCACGGAUUUAUUGGUAACUUAUGGUCUCCAUGGAGACGAGAGUUUUUCCCGCCAGAUGAGAAGCGGACCUCAGUGACUCGACUCUCUGGCUGUUGAUCGACAUCGAGUCUGAAUCCAUCGGCGGGAUGGGCGCGCUCCUUCUGCUGCUGCCGCUCGCGCUCUGGACCUGCGGACACGCCAAGAGCGCGUUCCCGCUGCGACCCUCCUACAGCCUGUACACCGGCGGGCACGCGCACGGGGGCCGCGCCACCAGCAGACACAGGAACUGGUGUGCGUUUGUGGUGACAAAGACGGUGAGUUGUGUGGUCGAGGACGGAGUAGAAACCUACGUGAAGCCCGAUUAUCAUCCCUGCAGCUGGGGGAGUGGACAGUGCAGCCGGGUGGUGGUCUACCGGACCUACAUGAGGCCGCGCUACAAGGUGGCCUACAAGAUGGUGACGCAGAUGGAGUGGAAGUGUUGCCAGGGUUACAGCGGACAGGACUGCGCUGACGGUCCAGUCGGCGGAGCGGGACCCCAGGGCGCCACCACCAGACCGCAACCCAGACCGGAACAGGGCGGAGGGAUUGGCCACGGAGGAGGAGGAGGAGGAGGAGGAGGAGCUGGAGGAGCAGGAGGAGCAGGAGGAGGAGGAGCCGGAGGAGCAGGAGGAGGAGGAGGAGGAGGAGGAGGUUAUGGUCCGGGAGGCGGCGGGUCGGGAUCGGGACAGAGCGGAGGACACGGUGGAGGGAGAGCUGAGAGUGAGAAGAUGAGGCAGCUGGAGGAGAAGAUCCAGAGUCUGACCAGGAGCGUCCAGGACCUGCAGUCCAGCCUGAACACCAUGAACGAACGCCUGCAGCAGGAGUCCAGCGCUCCGGGCUCGGGCGGAGCAGGAAGCUCGUCGGGAGGACGGAAUCCCGCCGACGCGGCUCAGCCGGAGAUUAAAGAGACAAUCCACAGCAUCCAGACCAAACUGGACCAACUGGACAACCGCACUCAGGCUCAUGAUAAAACCCUGGUCAGCAUCAACAACCACCUGGUGAAUGGGAAAGGGAACACGCUGGAGGGAGGUUCGUCCGGAGGAGCAGCGAGCGGAGGCAGGGUCAACCUGCUGAAGGAGGAGAUCCUGCAGGAGCUGGAGAGGAGAGUGUCCUUGUCCUGCUCCUCUUGUCAGGCCGGCGUGGAGGAUCUGCGCCAGCAGCAGCAGGAAGACCGAGAGACGAUUCGCGCUCUGGAGAAGCAGCUGAGCGCCCUGGACGUUCGGCAUCGGCAGGGCCUGGAUGGGCUGCGGCGGGAUGUGCUGCGUUUACAGGGAUGCUGCAAUGUAGUCGACGACCUCCAGAACCGCGUCACCGAUGCUGAGCGCAAGAUCAGCUCGGCAUCGGAGAACUUCGAUGUUCUCCAGAACCGCCUGGACAAGGAGCUCAGCGGUGCAGGAGGCGGCGGCAACGGUCAGAGCAGUGGGACGAGAACAGGAGGAGGAGGAGGAGGAGGUUUCGGCGCCAGCGGCGGAGCUGGAAGGGAUGCCGUGGUGACGGAGGACGUGUUGGAGAAUCGGCUGAGGGACCUGGAGCGGCGGGUCAACGACACAGUGCAGCGAACCGAGCAGAGCUGCUCACAUCUGGAGAACGACCUGAAACUCUACUUCCACAAAGAACAGGGCGACCUGAGGACCGUGUUCCUGGACCGCUUCGAUGACCAGGCCUUCAGGAUUUCAGAUGUGGAGCUGGAUCUGGGGCUGGUGAAGAACAGGGUGAGCGACCAUGACGAGAGGCUGUCAAAGCUGGAAAACAACACCUCCCUCACAAAUCUGAGGCUGGAGAAGUGCGGCUGUGGAGGAUUAUCUGGGACAGGAGGAGAAAAUACAACAGAGAAAUCCCUAGCGUGGAGAGUGGUGGCCAACGAGGAUCAGAUCCAACAUUUUAACACUCGACUCAAAGACCUGUCGGUGUCCGGAGAUUCUCUGCACGACAAGGUGUUGGACCUGAGCCACGACGUCCGGAAGAUCAAGGCUCUGACGGGAGAUCACGGCGAACACUUUAACCGAAUCGUGACGGAGGUGGAGAUGCUGGGGCAGGACUGCGACCUGUGCAGGAAGAUGGAGGACGAGUUGCGGAGGCUGAAGAACCAGUCCCAGGAUGCACUUGGGCGCAUGCAGAGCCACAUCAACAGACUCCAGAUCAGACUGGACUCGGAGAAAGACGGCUGCGUCCAGAUCUGUACACACCUGCAGGAUGAAGUCGGCCUGCUGCGAGAUGAUGUCAGGAGGUGUAACAGCCAAUGCAAGAUCGGCCCUGACACGCCCAAAGGGGGUGGUUCUGUCGGUUCUGGUGGUUCUGGUGGUUCUGGUGGCACCAGCGACAGCGGGCUGGACUCUGCGAAGCCUCUGGACGGCCACAGUGUGAUCGGAGGCUCCAUCAGCAACAACCAGCUGAAGACGCUGCAGGGCGAACUGUCCGAGGUCAUCCUCACUUUCAGCUCCAUCAACGACACCCUGAAGGGGCUGGAACACACGAUGCAGAAACACGGCAGCGUCAUCACUGACCUCGGAAAUACGAAGGACAAAAUCAUCUCGGAGCUGGACAAAAUCCAGCUGGAGGUGACGGAGCACAUCGAGGAGAGCCGCGACCGUCUGGACGGGGUGGACCGCGGCGUCCGGCGGUUCGAGAGCACGCUGCUGGUGGAGAUGGGAGACUGCAAGCGGUCCGGAGACGGGCUGGAGAAGAGGCUGUCGAAGCUCGAAGGCGUCUGCGGGCGGCUGGACGGGGUCUCCGACUCCAUCCACAAGAUCAAGGAAGGACUGAAUCGACACGUGACAAGUCUGUGGACGUGCGUCUCUGGUCUGAACGACUCGGUCGUCCAUCACGGAGGAAUCCUGGACUUCAUUCAGAAGAACCAGGACGACGUCCACAGCAGGAUGAAGAACCUGAAUUCGAGCGUGACCCACAUCCUCAAAGAUCUUCAGAGCUUCUCUGAGCACGACCCGACCGGCCUGCCAGGACCUCCAGGGCCGCCAGGAGAAAGAGGGUUCAAUGGGCUGCCAGGUAUCCGGGGGCCCACCGGAUCUCCAGGACGACAAGGACUAAAUGGAGCCCGAGGUCUUCCAGGUCCCAAAGGUGAAACAGGUCUGCCUGGUGCUGAUGCUCACGUUCCCAGACUGUCCUUCUCCGCUGCCCUCACCGUCCCGAUGGACAGAGCCGGAACCAUCGUCUUCGACAAGCUCUUUGUCAACGAGGGAGAAUUUUACGACCCACGAACAGGUAUCUUCACCGCUCCCGUAGAUGGACACUACUUCUUCAGCGCCAUCCUGACGGGUCACAAGCACGAGAAGAUCGAGGCGGUGUUGUCCAAGUCCAACUACGGGAUGGCCCGCGUGGACUCGGGGGGCUACCAGCCCGAGGGCCUGGAGAACAACCCGGUGGCCGAGGCCAAGACCAGCGCAGGCUCUCUGGCCGUCUUCAACAUCAUCCUGCCGCUGCAGACGCGGGACACGGUCUGCAUCGACCUGGUGAUGGGCAAACUGGCCCACUCCGUGGAGCCGCUCACCAUCUUCAGCGGCACGCUGCUGUACGAGGACAUGUGACGGGUUCGACCCUGACUGCUGCCGAACAAUGACCCUAUGAACCUGAAACUAAACGGAAGAGGAAGUGUGCGUGACGUUGCGUCGCCGUUCGCUGUGAUGACAGAAUUAUUUUUUAACGUGAACCGUCGGUUCUCCGACUGUUUGACUGGCUUUAUCUAAUCGUGCUAUUGAGUCGCUAUGACGACAGCAGGAGUCUGACUGCUUUAAUUACAAUCACCUGAUGUGAUGUGGUCACAUGACCCGACCUCAGAGCAGCACUGUGAGGACACGUCCGGGGGAAACCAGGACCAGCUGACGCUCCUCGAGACUUUUUAAUAACACGUGAGCUUGUGUGGUGAAGAGUUACAGUAUGUAACUGUCUGUGGUGAUAUUGGCCCCCCCUACAGGCAGCAGAGGUCAUUACAGCCACUUCAUGCCCCCCCCUACAGGCAGCAGAGGUCAUCACAGCCACUACAUGCCCCCCUACAGGCAGCAGAGGUCAUCACAGCCACUACAUGCCCCCCCUACAGGCAGCAGAGGUCAUCACAGCCACUACAUGCCCCCCUACAGGCAGCAAAGCUCAUUACAGCCACUUCAUGACCCCCCCUACAGGCAGCAGAGCUCAUUACAGCCACUUCAUGACACCCCCCCCCCCCUACAGGCAGCAGAGCUCAUUACAGCCACUUAAUGACACCCCCCCCCC
Molecule: messenger RNA, 4514 nt
Organism: Scophthalmus maximus (turbot)
Lineage: Eukaryota; Metazoa; Chordata; Actinopteri; Pleuronectiformes; Scophthalmidae
Product: EMILIN-1-like
Exons: 15
Coding region: 398-3832 (1144 amino acids)
Molecular function (GO): protein binding
Source: RefSeq, a predicted model, not a curated record